Microthlaspi erraticum is the source of this 2484-nucleotide messenger RNA. NCBI's taxonomy places the organism in Eukaryota, Viridiplantae, Streptophyta, Magnoliopsida, Brassicales, Brassicaceae. The record is from the annotation of a GenBank genome assembly.
AUGGCGACGACGGCGUUGAAAGAGCCGAAAACUGAACAAGGGGAAGCAGAUACAGAAGCGAAUUCGUCCUCAACCCAAAUCCCAAAUGAUAAAGAAGCUCUAUUGGAUUACAUGGACCAGCGUGCGAAUUCAAUUCAACGCCUUAAAGACCAAAUUUCAAGCUUCGAGAGAAAGCUUGAUGAAGAGAGAAAACUGCUGGCAGAUGCGGAGGCCAAAUUUAUACAAGUUGAUAAAGCUGAAAAUGCAACCUCUUCCAAGACAAAACCAAAGGCUCCUGAAAGUUUACUUGGUAUAUCAGAGUUCUGGACCAAGGCGAAACCUGCGAAUGGAACCUCCUCUACUACUCCACAUCCACGUAGUGAGAUGGAAUCUGAAACCUCUACUCCACACAACACACGCAGCGAGAUGGAAUCUCAAACCUCUACUUCACACACACGCAGUGAGACGAGAUCCUCGAAGUUGCCAUCCAUUAUUUUACCGCCUUCUUUCAAGCGAAGAGCUCCUGCUUCUGUUAGACCAGAAGUGAGUGAGACCAGCCGAGCUGAACCAAUGGCUACAAGGGAUUAUAACAUUCCAACAGAAGUAAGAAGUGCUCCUGAUGCCAAGAGAUCUCGUACUAUUCCUAAUGAAGUGGUUAGGGAGACUCAGGUUCAAGAUCGAGAUAACUACACUAGUAAGGAUUUUGCAAAGCCGAGGAUCAGAGUUUCUCCUAACAAUUCUGGACAACCACAACAGGAAAAAACUGAAUUCCAAGGACAUGAUGAGUUGAUAGCGAUUAUAGGUAGGAGCUCUUUGCGUGCCACAAUUCAAAAUCGUACUGUUGCUAUGAUACCAAGUGGCCACACAAAAAGAAUGAGAAGUCUUGCUCUUUCUCCUUCAAACCGCGAGCUAUUUGCUACAAGUGCAUUGGAUGGGGUGGUUCAUUUUUGGAAGCUUCAUUCUGAUAGGUCCACAGCUACUCUGUUUAAGACGGUUAAUAGGAUAACAGUAGAUCAGAAGAAAUGGGCAGAAGAUAUAGCUUGGCAUCCACACAAGAGUGCACUUUUCUCCGUGUAUACUGCAGAUGAUGGUCACCCUCAGAUAUCAGCUGCAUAUCUGAACGAAGCUCGAGAGAGUUGCGAGUCAAAGUUUAUGAAGGACAGGCCUCACAGCAAAGGUCUUAUCAACAGAAUCAUGUUCACGCCUUGGGAUGAUCCUUGUUUCAUCACAGGCGGGUGUGACCAUGCAGUAGUGUUGUGGCGGGAGCAAAGCAAGAACGAUGAGUGGAAGUCGACGCUUCUCCACAAGGACUUUCACUCAUCAGCUGUGAUGGGAGUAGCUGGAAUGCGCCAUAACAAUCUCGUCUUGUCGUGUGGAGACGAUAGGAGAUUUGUCGGAUAUGAUGCCCGAGAAGAAAAACUCACGUUUAGGCAUAGACUAGACAACAGAUGCACAAGCUUGCUCCCAAACCCGCGUGAUGUUAAUCUUGUCAUGGUUCACACAAGGCAGCUAGAUCGGCAGCUGAGGUUGUAUGAUGUGAGAUUGCCUCAGACGGAACUGUUUUCUUUCGGAUGGAAGCAAGAAAGCAGCGAGUCGCAGUCGGCUCUGAUCAACCAGUCUUGGUCUCCAGACGGUUUACACAUCUCAUCUGGCUCUGCAGAUCCUGUGAUCCACAUCUUUGAUAUCCGCUACAAUGCACCGAGCCCUUCUCUGUCGAUUAAAGCUCAUAAGAAGAGAGUGUUCAAAGCUGAGUGGCACUCUUCUCUUCAGCUACUCGUCUCCAUCUCAUCAGAUUUAGAAAUUGGGAUUCACAAGAUAUGCCGUCGCCGUUGGCUAACCCUCGCCUAUUCGAUUCGCAAAUCUCCUCCCCUUUUACAGUCUAUAAGGUGUGUGAAGCUAAGGCUCAGUUCGUCGAUGGCUUCGCCAGAGGAGAUGGAUGCUACAUCAGAAAUUCCGUCCCCGCCAAAAAACACUUACAAGGAUCCCGACGAUGGACGGCAACGAUUCUUAUUGGAACUUGAAUUCGUGCAGUGUCUCGCCAAUCCUACUUACAUCCACCACCUGGCACAGAAUCGGUAUUUUGAAGACGAAGCAUUUAUUGGCUACUUGAAGUAUCUUCAAUAUUGGCAGCGACCAGAGUACAUCAAAUUCAUAAUGUACCCACACUGCCUAUACUUCCUCGAACUUCUUCAAAACCCAAACUUCAGAGCUGCUAUGGCCCAUCCUGCAAACAAGGAACUGGCACAUAGACAACAGUUUUACUACUGGAAGAACUACAGAAACAACAGGCUGAAGCACAUUCUACCUCGGCCUCUUCCAGAACCUGUAGCUCCACCACCACCACCAGCUGCACCUUCAGCUCCUCUGCCACUUGCGCCAUCUGCAGCUGCUGCUCUCUCCCCAGCUCUUUCUCCAAUGCAGUACAGUAAUAUGCUUCCUAAGAACGAACCGAGGAAUAUGGGUCCUGCUGGAAUUGAUCGCAGGAAGAGGAAGAAGGGUCCAUAA